Clupea harengus (Atlantic herring) is the source of this 8123-nucleotide messenger RNA. It is a transcript of the gene hcn1, whose product is annotated as hyperpolarization activated cyclic nucleotide gated potassium channel 1. NCBI's taxonomy places the organism in Eukaryota, Metazoa, Chordata, Actinopteri, Clupeiformes, Clupeidae. Gene Ontology annotation, cellular component: axon; HCN channel complex; dendrite. The record is from RefSeq and is a predicted model, not a curated record. Gene Ontology annotation, biological process: sodium ion transmembrane transport; regulation of membrane depolarization; potassium ion transmembrane transport. Gene Ontology annotation, molecular function: voltage-gated potassium channel activity.
GACUCGCCAUUUUUAUUACGUUUUUACGUUUUGGAGUUGACAUGCAUUCGUAUUCGCAUAAAACGGAGACGAGGGACCCUUCUUUGUUGCUGUCGCUGCCAAGCUGUAGGGUGAGCAGACUGAGCAGAGAAAGCUGACGGUAGGUGGCGCUAACUUAAGAAACCUGAUCCGCCAGGUCCACGACAACUGUGUCUCAGUUUGCACCAGUCGCAAAGGAGGUAGCGGAGCCGAGCAGUUGAAGGACAUCAAAUGAAACAAGAGAGCUUCCAGCGGCUCCUCUUGAGUUUUGCGCGUAGUCUGUCCUCCCCACCCGGAGACAGUGCGUUUUGAAAACAUGGAAGACAAAUCUAAUUCAUUCGCCGGCAACAAAGAGGAGAAGGCGGAUGGGAAUAACAUGUGUCAGAGGCAAGACUCCAUACUGAAGAACAACAUGGGGAGCCAGAACAUGAAAGACCACGGGAACUCUGUGGGUGUAAAGGGGGAUCGAGAAGAAGCCAUGGUCGGUUUCGAUGAUAUAGAUGCAGCAGCCAGGCAAAACACUUUCAUGCAGCGGCAGUUUGGAGCCAUGAUGCAGCCCGGGGUGAAUAAGUUCUCCCUGCGGAUGUUCGGCAGUCAGAAAGCCGUGGAGAAAGAACAGGAGAGGGUUCAAACGGCUGGAUACUGGAUCAUUCAUCCCUAUAGCGAUUUUAGGUUCUACUGGGACUUAGUAAUGCUCGUCAUGAUGAUGGGAAAUCUAAUCAUCAUUCCUGUUGGAAUAACAUUCUUUUCCGAAGAGACCUCCACCACCUGGCUAAUAUUCAAUGUGGCGUCAGACACCAUAUUCAUGGUGGACCUGGUCAUGAACUUCCGCACGGGGAUUGUCAACGAGGACAGCUCCGAGAUCAUCCUGGACCCCAAAGUCAUCAGGAUGAACUACCUGAAGAGUUGGUUUGUGGUCGACUUGCUGUCCUCCAUACCAGUGGAUUAUAUAUUUCUAAUAGUGGAGAAAGGGUUUGACUCCGAGGUGUACAAGACUGCCCGCGCACUGCGAAUUGUGAGGUUUACCAAAAUCCUCAGUCUCCUCCGCCUGUUGAGACUGUCUCGACUCAUCCGAUACAUUCAUCAGUGGGAGGAGAUUUUCCAUAUGACCUAUGACCUGGCCAGUGCGGUGGUGAGGAUCUUUAAUCUCAUCGGGAUGAUGCUGCUGUUGUGCCACUGGGACGGCUGUCUGCAGUUCCUCGUGCCUCUCCUGCAGGACUUCCCCCCAGACUGCUGGGUGUCCCUAAAUGGCAUGGUGAAUGAUUCCUGGGGUAAGCAGUACUCCUAUGCCCUCUUCAAAGCCAUGAGCCACAUGCUGUGCAUCGGGUACGGUGCCCGCGCGCCCGUCAGCAUGUCGGAUCUGUGGAUCACCAUGCUCAGCAUGAUCGUGGGCGCCACCUGCUACGCCAUGUUCGUGGGCCACGCCACCGCCCUCAUCCAAUCUCUGGACUCAUCAAGACGGCAAUACCAAGAGAAGUAUAAGCAAGUGGAGCAAUACAUGUCCUUCCAUAAGCUUCCUGCAGACAUGCGGCAGAAGAUUCAUGACUACUACGAACAUCGCUACCAGGGCAAGAUCUUUGACGAGGACAACAUUCUCAGUGAGCUCAAUGACCCCCUCAAAGAGGAAAUCGUUAAUUUCAACUGCCGUAAGCUGGUGGCCACCAUGCCCCUGUUUGCCAAUGCGGACCCCAACUUUGUGACAGGGAUGCUGAGUAAGUUGAAGUUUGAAGUCUUCCAGCCCAACGACUACAUCAUCCGUGAGGGGACCGUGGGGAAGAAGAUGUACUUCAUCCAGCACGGUGUAGCCAGCGUCAUCACCAAAGUCAGCAAGGAGAUGAAGCUCACCGACGGCUCUUACUUCGGAGAGAUCUGCCUGCUGACGAAGGGCAGGCGUACGGCCAGUGUCCGCGCCGACACCUACUGCCGCCUCUUCUCACUGUCCGUGGAUCACUUCAACGAGGUGCUGGAGGAGUACCCCAUGAUGCGCCGCGCCUUCGAGACCGUGGCCAUCGACCGCCUGGACCGCAUCGGGAAGAAGAACUCGCUCCUGCUCCAGAAGUUCCAGAAGGAUCUGAACGCCGGCGUCUUCAACACCCAGGAGAACGAGCUCUUGAAGCAGAUCAUCCGUCAGGACCGGGAGAUGGUGACGAUGGUGGACCGCAAGCAGUCAGUCACGGGACUGAACUCAACACCGAUGUCUGGAAACUCCAUCAUUAAUUCUCCGGCGCAGCCGCCCUACGCUGCCGCGCUCCAGCACUCCGCCCCCAUGACCUACAGCGCCUCGGCCACCAUCGCCCCCACCGCGCGUCUCAUGGCCGCCUCCAUACAAGGCAUCUUCCCCGCGCCCAGCGUCUCCAUUGGCAACCUGAACUCAGCUUCUCCCAUCCCGCAGACACCGCUGCAGCAGCAGGGGGCAGUCAUGUCGCCGUGUUCCUUCACCGCGGCAGUGUGCAGCCCUCCGGUGCAGACCCCACUCUCCGCCAGAACCUUCGCGUAUGGCUCCCCCACCGCCUCCCAGCUCUCCCUCAUCCAGCAGCCCCUUCCCACCCAGCAGCAGCUUACGAUGCAGUCAUCACCCUCCACAUCCUCACAACUGCAGCUGCAGCAGCAGCAACUACAACUACAACAACAACAACAGCAACAACAACAACCACCACCACCACCACCCCAGCAGUCCCAGCAGCAGCCAUCGCAACCACAGGUGCCCUCCCCCCAGCGCAGCGACGUCCACAAGAGCACUCAGGCCCUGCAGUCGGGCAGCCUGAGCCGAGACGUGCGCCACCUCUCCGCCUCCCAGCCCUCCCUGCCACAUGACACCUCGCUGGUGACGCGGCCCGUGCCUCCGGCCUCAGGCGAGUCUCUCGUGGCGCUGCCCCCUCAGGCGGGCUCGGCCGCAGGGCCUCAGGCUCCGGGCUCGGCACUGCAGGGGGGUAUCCGCAGCACCGUUCCCCAACGGGUCAGCCUGUUCCGCCAGAUGUCGUCUGGAGCACUGCCGCCAGCGCGCACAGCGCCCCCUGCUGCUCAGCACAGGGAUUCCACAGGCUCCAGAAGAGAAUCGGCAGUCUUAAGCAGCACAGAGACAGAACAAGACAAGAUGCGGUUUACGUCAAAUUUAUGAUCCGAUUUUCAUUUCCUCUUUUUCCUCUUUUUUUUAAAUAUGUUUUAAUUCAUUUUUAUGGAGAUAUAUGAAAAAGAAUACCAGACUUGAGAUUUUUUUCUUUUUUUCUCCAAACUUUAAAAAAAAGGAAAACCUCAUAGACAUAUGAGGAAAACCUCAUAGACAUAGUGUACAGACUGCCCUUGUAUUAUAUUUUAGACACAUCUCCCCUUCAACUUAAGAAUGUAUAUUAAGUGAAUAUAUAUGUGUACAUCCAACUAGAAUAUUUGGCAUUGACUAUUUAAAAACUAGUAUAAACAUGAGUCUUCCUUUCUGAAAUAUAUGAACACAUACAGUACAUAAGAAGAAGAGUUCCUUUUUAUUUUCGGUUUUGUUUGUCUUUUGUUUUUGUAACUGGAAUGCAACAUGAAUCCUGACAUUGACUUUUUGAUUAUCAUUUUUUUUAUCUGAAAGAAGAUGACAAAAUAAGUCCUCACUUUCUGCGGCUUUGGCAUCACUGUGGAAACAACAGCAAAUUCAAAAAUGAACACAAGCAAACCUGGAAAUCGUCAAAAAGCACACAUGUUUAAAGUCAAUAUUCUGGUACAGUAUAUACCCUCUCCCUCUGCAUUCAAAGCAUACUGUCACUUACCAGCAGCAUUUCCACACCUGACUCUAUAUAUAGAAAAAGAUAGAAAACCUGGGACUUGAAAAGCCUACCUAAAAAAAAUGUGUUGUUAUACCAUUACUAUGAGCAAAUCAGACUAUAGAUUCCAUACGUAUUUGUGUAGACCGCCUUUUGUAUUGUCUGAGUAAAGGACAGCGGAUUAUGCGUGGAUGCUAGGACAGCUUAGUAUGAGGAGGGAACCAGAAUUUUGCAGUGUUCUUUGAGUGAGACUACCUACCCGAGCUGUGGUAAAAGAACCUCUCAAGACUGUCGGACUUCAGUCCAACAGCUUGUGUCGUUCAAGUGUGAAGGUUAAGGUUUAGAAACGAGUUUAUCACCAACAGUAUUUGUUGUCUCCUAACUUAGCUUGUUAGCUUCCAUUGUCGAUAUGUUUCAAGUCACAGGAUUUCUGUUUUUAUUUUUCCCAAAUAGAGAAACACUGAUAUUCAUGUCUCUUGAAAUUAACAGGAAUUGACAGUAUGCCGCAGAUAGGGAUUGCAUUGAAAAUAACUUGAAUAUCAUUUUGAAGUACAGUACAAACACAGAUUUGGGGAAAUCUGGGCAAUAAUGCAGUGAGGUAAAUUGAGUGAACCACAGGUGCUUGUGAUGACAGUUGCAAUAUUUUCUGUGGCGCGGUGAGAGUGUGUCCAAGCCGUGGCAGUGUUACGGGUCCAAAGGGAAUCUGAUCAAUUUUGCUGCUUUUUUCUGUGGAAAUGAAGACGUGUGCAAGAAGGAUGGAGAGCGGAUGAUGCUGUUUAUCUCUUCUGUUUGUUCCUUCUGUUCUUGUUUGUAUUUUUAUUCCUGAUUUCUGGCCGUGAUGGACAUUAUGUAACGUUGCUUAAUGACUGUGUACAUUUAUAAUAUUUAUAAACUAAAGAUUAUCACCAUUAUGCAAUAGACUGUGAUAUAAAGAUAACUAUAUGUGUGUUGUAAAUAGUUUUGUAGGUCUAGUAUUUACAAAAUAACGUGUGGUGCAUUCUCAAUCAUGGCAACGUCUUACUUCUAUCAGGAACCCGGAUAUCAUCUAUAUAUGCAUAUUAACUGAAAAGGUAAUAAGAUAAAAACACAAAAAAAUUAUCAGAGAUGAGCAAACCUUAAUGCAAUUUAGAAUGUCGCUUGACACUGAGAAGAUGCCACCUCUCAAAGUGAAACUAAACAGCUUCCUGUCUAGAAAACCCUGAGGCAGUCUGCCCCUCUUAGAAUGCUUCACAUGCUUGGACCUUUCCACUUGGUUUGGCAGCCUAGACACGCCCUACUCAAUCUGAUGAGUCACUCUUGUCAGUCUGUACAGAUUGGCAUGGAAUUACUUUUCUCUGGAGAUAGAUUUUCAUUUUGGAGACCUUUUCUUCAACAUUAGACAUCGGACAUAAAUUGUGUUCAAAUUGUGUUAAUUGUAAACAUUUGCUACAUAUCCUGGAAGUAAUAUACAUAUCUUACACUCAGAAGAACACUCUUUUAACAUUCUUUAAAAACCCACCGCAACCCAUCACUUACCUAGCUUUCUGAGUUGACACCACAUGUUGUUACUGUUCUCCUUUUUUGUUGUGCUUUCAAAUCUGUUUAAUCUAUUUUACUUUUGUUCAGUAUUUCAGUAUGCAUUAUUUUCAGCAAAACCAAUUCAAGAAAUGCUUCCUUCUUCAUAGAAUGAUAGGUGACGACUGACAGUGCAAUACAGUAAUACCCGGUACUCCAGCUGAACCUGAAUCACAAAACUGUAAAAGUUUGAACUUGUUUAUAUGUUGAUUAUGUGUGCGUUAAUCUUAUGUGCUUUUUUUGUUCAUUUGUUUGUUUUCUGAUGGGGCCAUAUGGUGUAAUGCGUUGGCUUACUGCUAUACUAAGAUGCCUGUCCCAGGAAGGAGGUUAAUGGAAUUCCUUGUAUGUUUUGUAUUCUUUGUAAAUUUUCUCAUGUGAUUUGCCUUUCAAUGUCUUUUUCUACUCUCCUUUUCCAAUGAUUGCUUUAUCAGUGACUCAUUUGUGUAUGACUGCUUUAUGUGUUCGUGUGGACAGGAUCUGCUGUCUUUGUCCCCACGAUCAGAAAUAUAGAGGAUGGUUCUAUAUAUAACUGGAUUUGCUAUGCUUGUUGCUACUAUAUUGCUUUGCUGCACAAUAUAAAGCGUAACAUGUUCCAGAAGCACACACUGUCUGUAUAGAACAUGUCUACUGGGUAUUACUGUAUUGUAGCAUUUUCAGGAGCUGAAGCUGCAUCAUAAUGAGCCUCAUUUUAGAUUCCCCAUAGUCAAUUUCAAGAAAGGUGCAUUUCGCAAGUCAGUUAUAUUAAAAAAUGAUGAGCAGAUAUUUUAAAAGGCAAAAAAAAAUAUUUCCAAUGGAGGUUAUCUCCAGAGCUGAAAGGUACAGCUGGUUUGCAUUAAGGUUUCUCUUGUCCAUGUGUGUGUGUGUGUGUGUGUGUGUGUGUGACUUCAUCCUGUCUGGGUCUUGAGAUUCUGAGCUGACUCGCUGAUAUGGUGUAAAAAGUACGACACCUUGAUCCUGCAAAGGUCAGAGCCCUCAGUAAAGAGAUUGCUGUUGGUCAGCUGACCUCUGAGCUGGUUAAAUGCAAUCAUAAAAUCUUAAAAGAAAAUAAGCCCCUGCAAAUUCCUGGACAUGGCACCAAAUUACUGAUGCAUAAUUUAAACCCAUCAUGGGAGGUUGUGCAUCAUGUGAAAUCAGUGUGGUCUGUCAGUAUGACUGCAUUGCAGUGUGGUCUGUGAAUAUGACUUAUUCGCUUGUUUUGGAGUGGAUGAAUAUGAUGUCCUGGUGUCCUCGUGUACAGCGUAUCACAUUAGAUACAAAUCCAGCUCAGAGUUUCAAAGGCUGUAGAAAAAAAUCAGUUGAGCAAAAUACAGUACCCACUUGUGUCAAUAUUGUAUCAAUACAGCCAUCCACCCACAUCAUAAAAGCAUGCAUUGUCACAAAUACUUAAAGAGAAACUAUUUAAAAUGUUGAAGUUAAAUGUAUUGUGAGAUUAUGAUUUUGUUCUCUGUCUACCUAGGCAUUAUUUGUGUGUAUCGGAAGCAUUGAAUUUUCACAGGAGGACAUUCUUAAGUAUUUGUGCCUAAACUAUAGCCAUGUUUCAUCCUUUUUUGUUGUCUGUGAGCUGUGUGCCCGCACGCACACAUAUAAAGAUGAUAUAUGUUCAAUGUUUUGAAAGAAUGGUGGCUUGCAGAUGAACUGGCCAAAUGUGUCAGAGUGAAGUGAAUACAAUACUCACUUAGAAGCUCUUGAGGAAUUUUGGUUGACAUUGGUUGACAGAGUGAUCUGUCCCAGAUUAGUAGAAAGAGAGAAGUGAAGAGAUGAAGUAAGUACAGCUUUUACACUGUCUAAAGUCUGUGUGCGCAGUACAGACUGUGUCUUUCUGGAGCACCGUCAUACCUUUUGUUGUAGCCACUGAUGUCUGGUUGGAUAUAUUGUUAUGUGGAAUGAAAACUGGCCAAAGCAAAACAUUCUAAGUAACUUUAUUCAUUUUGAAUUGCACUUUCUGACUUAAAACAGGCAGAGAUUCAAUAAAUGACUCUGCAUUUAUAGUUUAAGUUGAUAGGCUAAUUAAGGAGAAAAUUGAUCUAGUUUCUGACCCUCCCAUCUUUUGUGGCACUUUGAAUGGGGGGGCCCAUGUUUGAAUUACAACGUCGAGUGCUUAACCUUGCUAUGCCAUAGUGUAUAGGGACUAGUAUACAGUUUCAGUUGGAUGGCAGUACUGUUGGUAUCUGCUGAUUUUGAUACUAGCCUUCACAGGGGAUUGCAUCCCAGUCAUGUGCUUUCAUCCACGAUUCCGACCACCGCUAGCUAGCAAUUGGGACAGGGCCUUCUAGGGCAAGAAACACACUUAGCUAAAUAAAAACAGUAAAGCAGUCAAACAAAUAUGGAAGCAUUCAAGAAACCAGCACAUAUAUUUAUAUGUUUGAUUUUUUUUUUUUACUUUUACUGUUUCUUUUUUUUCAAUGAUGCAAAGAGAAUAAAGAACAUCGAGUAGAAAAGGGAAACUGAAACAACCUCUACAUUUGCAGGUGAAAAGAUUAUUUCAAAUGUUUACGGAUGCUAUGUUUGUGUAACAGAGAGAAAGUGUGCGCGAGAGAGAGACAUGCUAUUACAAGCCACAAGCUCUUAUUAAACUCUACUGACAUUAUCAUUGUGCUCCUUUUAUGUAAACCAAGGCUUGGAUAAAUGAACAAUUAGUUGGUUACUUGAUUCAGAAUAAGGAAAGAUAAAAAAUGUAUACUUUCUUACAAUCUAUAUGCAGACAAACGGUGUUUGUCAGAAAUUAUUUUGAUUUUGUUUUAUUUUUUUCUGUUUGUACAUAAUAAACCUUUAACAUAUAGAGAAAAAAUAAAGAAAUAUUGUCAUUUA